CUGCGGAUCCGCGAAAAAGUCGAUAGGUUCGCUUUUGCGCCGAGAUCCGAGUUUCCCGCAAUGAAAGGCGAUAUUUUUUCGAAAUAACUAAGUCGCGGCUGCAUCGCGAAACCGCCGAUAACAAAUUCUCCCAAAUAUCAAAGUUUAUCAGCGUGCGGCAAACAUCAGGGCAAGGCCGCCCCGAUUACUAGCAGCGUGACGUUCGUUUAUCGCGAUUUUGUCAAAUUUAUCAUACCGAUCGGUCAAAUCCUCACGAGACGCAAGUUUUUAUCGAUGGAAUGGUCGCGGCUUUGACACGGAUAAUACGAAAAUGAAGUUCUGACAAAAUUCAGCGUCGUGCCCUUUUUCCUCGUAUAGCCAAUAAAGACAUAGGCGAUGGAAAUUUGCGAGAAAUCGAUAAACCUGGAUGAACCGAGGUACGACCAAGAUACUUACCUAGGCAGGGCCAGACAUUUUUUUCUCACCACCAAUCCGCUAAACUUGUUCGUAUCCAGUUCCAAACUCGAAGAAGCCAGAUGUUUAGUCCAGAAAUACAAAUGUGGCGAAAUCGCCCCGGACACACUCACCGAAGAUGAACUGUGGCGGGCCAAAACCUUGUACGAUUCGGCGUUCCAUCCGGACACGGGCGAAAAGAUGGUCCUGAUCGGUAGAAUGUCCGCGCAAGUGCCGAUGAACAUGCUGAUUACCGGCGGGAUGAUUACGUUUUACAAAUCAGCCCCGGCAGUAGUCUUUUGGCAGUGGCUGAAUCAGUCGUUUAACGCGCUCGUGAACUAUACGAAUAGAAGUGGCGACGUAGUUCAGACAGAUAAGCAAAUCUUGACGUCAUACGCUUUGGCGACGACUGCGGCGGUGGGGACGGCUCUGGGUCUCAACAGUUUGGUGAAGAAGAUGCCCCCUCUCGUCGGCAGGAUGGUCCCCUUCGUGGCAGUGGCGGCGGCCAAUUGUGUCAAUAUACCGCUGAUGAGGGCCCAGGAACUUAGACACGGCACCCCCGUAUACGACAUAAACGGUAACAAAUUGGGGUACUCCAAGGUGGCCGCCCAGCAUGGUAUCGGACAGGUGAUCCUCAGCAGGAUAGCCAUGGCGCUUCCAGGCAUGGUGGUCACCCCGGUGGUGAUGGACUACUUGGAAAAAAGGGGCACCCUGUGCCGGUACCCCUGGCUGGCGUUGCCCGCCUCCGUCGGCAUCCUCGGACUCUGUUUGACGUGCGCGACACCAUUGGCGUGCGCGUUCUUCAAGCAAAAGGCGUCGAUUCCCUUUGCGCACCUCGAGGACGACCUGCAGGAAGAGGCGAGGAAAAAGCUGGACGUCGGCGGUAUCGAUAGGGUGUUCUACAACAAAGGGCUCUAAGUUUAAGCGACAAUAAUUUUUGUGUCUUCCUUAUAUCGUGUUAGUUGUUACUAAGCUGUUACUCAGGGUCGUUAUUUUUUUUAUCGAAAUACAGGGUGACUCCAAAAGUUAUAUAUCUAAAACCAGCUCUCUGAAAAAUCAACUGGAACUUUUAGAAGCACCCCGUAUAUUUAGGUGGCUAACAACGUACAACAAUUUAAAACUAUGCAAACGUAGGCGUCAAGUUCGUUAAGAAAUGGGCGAACGUCCCUGACAAACUGGCCCACGCCGAAGUAAGAAAGAAGGAAGAAGACUAAAAAAAAACGGGCCUAAAAAUUGACGAUUUUUUUUUGUUUAACCGGGUGUGUGACGAGUCGGUAAUAAAAGUCAAGC
Cylas formicarius (sweet potato weevil) is the source of this 1722-nucleotide messenger RNA. Its product is annotated as sideroflexin-3. The transcript is spliced from 9 exons. Gene Ontology annotation, molecular function: monoatomic ion transmembrane transporter activity. Lineage: Eukaryota; Metazoa; Arthropoda; Insecta; Coleoptera; Brentidae. Gene Ontology annotation, biological process: monoatomic ion transport; serine import into mitochondrion. The coding region runs from base 376 to 1350 and encodes 324 amino acids. Gene Ontology annotation, cellular component: mitochondrial inner membrane. The record is from RefSeq and is a predicted model, not a curated record.